CCAGAGGGUUUUCCAAAAAGACAGGCAGUGUGAGGAUGUGGUACCCGGGUGUCCUCCCAGUCCAGUGGCUCCUCUCCGUCAUAUUGGUGUUCUGUCUGGUGAUCUGGAUCAGAAAGAAAGGCCAAGGCGGUGAUGAUGGCUCAGCAUCUGAAUGUGAAAGUAGGAACAUCUUUGAUCCAGGAGGAGAAGUUGCCGGCUUCAGGUCCAGGACCAUGGCACAACAGGCUUCCAUAGACCCCACCAAGAUGGGGGUGGGUCGGGCGAUUGCUGUGCUGACCUCAGGAGGCGAUGCCCAGGGUAUGAAUGCCGCUGUGAGGGCCACUGUUCGAGUUGGACUCUACACCGGAGCUAAGGUGUUCUUUGUCCAUGAGGGUUACCAGGGUUUGGUGGAUGGAGGGGACAACAUCCGCCCAGCAACUUGGGAAAGUGUGUCAAUGAUGCUACAGUUGGGUGGGACAGUGAUCGGUAGUGCCCGCUGUCAGGACUUCCGCACCAAAGAAGGUCGAACCAAGGCUGCCCUGAACCUGGUCAAACUGGGUAUUACCAACCUGUGUGUGAUUGGAGGCGACGGCAGCCUGACGGGUGCCAACCAGUUUCGAACAGAGUGGAGUGAACUGCUGGCAUCUUUGAUCAAAGCUGGUAAGAUUACAGCAGAGGAGGCCAAGAAAUCCUCUCACCUCAACAUCGUUGGAAUGGUGGGUUCCAUUGACAAUGACUUCUGUGGCACUGACAUGACCAUCGGCACAGACUCCGCCCUGCACCGCAUCAUAGAGAUAGUGGAUGCCAUCACCACCACAGCGCAGAGUCACCAGAGGACCUUCAUCCUGGAGGUCAUGGGCAGACACUGUGGUUACCUGGCUUUGGUGACAGCUCUGGCUUGCGGUGCUGACUGGGUUUUCAUCCCAGAGAUGCCCCCAGAUGAUGGAUGGGAAGAGCAUCUCUGCAGGAGACUGACAGAUCAAAGAGGUCGUGGUUCCCGUUUGAAUAUUAUCAUUGUUGCAGAGGGAGCGAUAGACCGUAGUGGUAAAGCUAUCACCUGUGAACAAAUCAAACAGCUGGUCUCCACGAAACUGGGCUUUGACACUCGCAGCACCAUCUUGGGCCACGUACAAAGAGGCGGAACCCCCUCAGCCUUUGACAGAAUCCUGGCUAGCAGGAUGGGUGUGGAGUCAGUGAUGGCUCUGCUAGAGGCCACUCCAGACACUCCUGCAUGUGUGGUCAGUUUGUCGGGAAACAUGGCGGUCAGGCUUCCUCUGAUGGAGUGUGUCCAAGUGACCAAAGAUGUGACCACUGCUAUGGCUGAAGGGAGAUUUGAAGAUGCCGUGAAGCUCAGGGGAAAGAGCUUUGAGAAUAACUGGAACACUUACAAAAUGCUCGCUCAUGUGCACCCCCCAGAUGUAAAGAGUAAUAUCAAUAUUGCUAUACUGAACGUGGGCGCUCCAUGUGCUGGGAUGAACGCUGCAGUCCGUUCAGCUGUCAGAAUCGGACUUCUGCAGGGUCAUCAGAUGCUUGCAGUGCACGAUGGCUUUGAUGGCUUGGCUCAUGGGAUGAUUGAGCCCAUUGGUUGGUCUGGAGUAGCAGGAUGGACUGGAAAGGGGGGCUCAAUAUUAGGCACUAAAAGGUCUCUGCCACAUGACUUCAUGGAGGAGAUCAGUCUGAACAUCUCUAAGUUCAACAUUCAUGCUUUAAUUAUUAUUGGAGGCUUUGAGGCAUUUGCUGGAGGUCUGGAGCUUGUUCAGGCCAGAGAGAAGUAUGAGGAAAUGUGUAUUCCUCUUGUUGUUAUUCCUGCUACUGUCUCCAACAAUAUCCCUGGAUCUGACUUCAGUAUCGGCGCCGACACUGCUUUGAACACUAUAACAAUGACAUGUGACAGGAUCAAACAAUCUGCUGCUGGCACAAAGAGAAGAGUCUUUAUUGUUGAGACAAUGGGAGGAUACUGUGGCUACCUGGCAACAAUGUCGGGUCUGGCAUCUGGAGCUGAUGCUGCGUACAUCUAUGAGGAGCCGUUCAACAUUCAUGACCUCGAGGUUAAUGUAGAACAUCUGCUGGAGAAGAUGAAAACCACAGUGAAGAGAGGACUCAUUCUGAGGAAUGAGAAAUGCAAUGCAAACUACACCACAGACUUUAUCUUUAACCUUUAUUCAGAAGAAGGAAAAGGAGUUUUUGACUGCAGGAAGAAUGUUCUUGGACAUAUGCAGCAGGGAGGAACACCCAGCCCCUUUGACAGGAAUUUUGGCACAAAGAUGGGGAUCAAGUCUGUGUUAUGGCUGACUGAUAAGCUGAAGGAAUGCUACAGACAUGGUCGCAUCUUUGCCAAUUCUCCAGACUCAGCCUGUGUGCUGGGCAUGAGGAAGAGAGGUUUGGUUUUUCAGCCACUGGCAGAACUUAAAGAAGACACUGAUUUUGAACAUCGUAUCCCAAAGACAGAGUGGUGGUUAAAGCUGAGACCCAUCCUGAAAAUCUUGGCCAAAUACAAGAUUGACUUGGACACUUCUGAAAUGGCUACGAUGGAACACAUUGUCAAGAGGAGAGGCCUCGUCCCCUAG
Molecule: messenger RNA, 2546 nt
Organism: Sphaeramia orbicularis (orbiculate cardinalfish)
Lineage: Eukaryota; Metazoa; Chordata; Actinopteri; Kurtiformes; Apogonidae
Gene: pfkmb
Product: phosphofructokinase, muscle b
Exons: 24
Coding region: 36-2546 (836 amino acids)
Biological process (GO): fructose 1,6-bisphosphate metabolic process; canonical glycolysis; fructose 6-phosphate metabolic process
Cellular component (GO): cytoplasm; 6-phosphofructokinase complex; membrane
Molecular function (GO): ATP binding; 6-phosphofructokinase activity; fructose-6-phosphate binding
Source: RefSeq, a predicted model, not a curated record